AUGAUUCCAUGUGGCAAGACGCAGGAUGAAGCUUUCGUUCGAGGGUCCAUAAAACUUCACCAAGGCCUCCACACUGGGUCUUCUUUCAUGGCCACUUUGAGCAGCCCGGCUGUAGAGCAGUCGAUUGGCUGGGUUGGUGAAGGCGACCUCCUAGAUGAGGUCGAAGAUGCAGGAGUCAAAGGCAUCGUGUAG
Molecule: messenger RNA, 192 nt
Organism: Acanthoscelides obtectus
Lineage: Eukaryota; Metazoa; Arthropoda; Insecta; Coleoptera; Chrysomelidae
Source: the annotation of a GenBank genome assembly